Athalia rosae (coleseed sawfly) is the source of this 711-nucleotide messenger RNA. RefSeq lists its product as uncharacterized. Gene Ontology annotation, molecular function: ribonucleoside-diphosphate reductase activity, thioredoxin disulfide as acceptor. The record is from RefSeq and is a predicted model, not a curated record. Gene Ontology annotation, biological process: deoxyribonucleotide biosynthetic process. Bases 1 to 711 code for a protein of 236 amino acids. Lineage: Eukaryota; Metazoa; Arthropoda; Insecta; Hymenoptera; Athaliidae. Gene Ontology annotation, cellular component: cytosol. The transcript has a single exon.
AUGGCCUACCUACACGCUCAUUCGUGCGAGUGUUUGAUAUCGGAGCUCGACUUGUUCACUCUACCGCCUACGCAGACGACGAUAGAGGGUGAGCAGUGGGUGCAUUACAAGCCGGUGUCGUCUCUCACCGACGACUCACCGAUUGAAUUCAUGGUUCCGGGGCUGAGCGACGAGUACCUCGACCUGUCGCACACGAUGCUCAGUCUGCGAGUCAGUAUGCCGCCUUUGGAUGGGGUGCAGCUGGUGAGCUCGGACGGUAAGACCCCGACAGCGGCGGCGAUCGCAGCUUCUGUGAACAACCUGUUGCACUCGUUAUUCAGUCAAGUGGACGUCUUCUUCAAUCAAAAACUCGUCUCCCCGGCCAACAACGCGUACGCGUACAGAGCAUACAUAGAGACUCUGUUAAAUUACAAGAAUACGGCCAAAAAUUCGCAUCUGACGACCACGCUGUGGUACGGGGAUACCGCCGGCAGAAUGGACGAACUUGGUGCCGGUAAUAAGGGUUUCGCAGAGCGCGAACGAUUAUUCAAAAACGGCUCCAGCGUUGAUUUAUUGGGACACCUUCAUUGCGACGUGUUCAAUCAGGAGAAAUUCCUUCUAAACGGCGUGGAGUUGCGAUUGCGUCUGGUGAGAUCGCGGGACGCCUUCUGUAUCAUGGAAACCACCAACGCUCACACGAUGCACAUUCUAGAGGCCACUCUGCUCGUUUGA